Molecule: messenger RNA, 895 nt
Organism: Paramecium pentaurelia
Lineage: Eukaryota; Ciliophora; Oligohymenophorea; Peniculida; Parameciidae
Source: the annotation of a GenBank genome assembly
AUGAAUGGAGAUUUAGUUGAAUUAAAUAAUGUAAAUUUGUUUUAAUUCUUUUUAUUAGAGAAAUCUUGUCAUUUCUAGAACAUAAAUUGAUAAUCAUACUAAAGUUUAAUACAAAUAAGAAAAAUUAGUCAUUAAUGAUAAAAUAGUGUUGAACAAUUUUAAUAAGUUAUUUAUUAAUCGAUUAGAUUAUGCAAUCAAAAAUUAUGAAAUUAGAUUAUAAUAGGCAAUCUAACAAUUUAUAUGUAAUAGACAAGAAAUACUAAAAAUUAAUUAAACUGAUAAAAAAUUAGUUACAAGAUAUCUAUGGAUCAAUGAUAAUUAUUCAGAAAUUAGAUAUUCUGAUGCUCCUUUGACUAAAAAUUUCAAAAAAAGUAUCUUUAUACAAAUUUUUAGUACCAAUAAAUGAAAUUUCAUUUUAAUAUCACCAAUUUGAUGAUAAAGUUAUGAAAGCACUCAAAAAAUAUGAUCUUUAACCUGAAUAUUUGUUGUCAAUUACUCAUAAAAAGAAAUAACUUUCUGUUGUGUUUCUCUCAUUUAGAAAAUUAAGUUCUUUCAUUUUACUUUGCAAUUGGAUUCUUAAAUCUAGAGAAAUGCCAUAAAUAGAAUUUACAGCACUGCAAUUCCUCAAAUUCAAAUUAUAAUAUGCUGCUCAAUAAUAAGGUUUACCAAUUAAAAAAUACUUACUUAUUUAGUUAAACAGAAUUAGAACAUAAUUAACUUUAAAAAGUAUAAUAUAAACAUUAAUACUUUAGAUUUAAAAGACAAAAAUUCUUAAGUAUUAGAAUCAGGUUAAUCUUCAGAAAAAAAGAAAUGGUCAGUAUAAUUAACUAUAAAAAAAUCUAAAUAAGAUAGUCUGGAAAAAGAAAAUAUUAAUAAAAAAAUUACUUUUUCUUGA